Hevea brasiliensis (rubber tree) is the source of this 1222-nucleotide messenger RNA. RefSeq lists its product as uncharacterized. The record is from RefSeq and is a predicted model, not a curated record. The transcript is spliced from 4 exons. NCBI's taxonomy places the organism in Eukaryota, Viridiplantae, Streptophyta, Magnoliopsida, Malpighiales, Euphorbiaceae. The coding region runs from base 279 to 1001 and encodes 240 amino acids.
AACAAUUAACAAGAACUCAACUAGGGAUUUCGAAUCAAUUCUCUGAAUCCCUCCUCUCCUGACCUUCACAGCGAAGAAGAAAUUGGCUGACUGGAAGGUCUUCUUUAAUCAAGUCUUUGGCAUUUCUACUGAAUUUGAGUUCGAGAUUGAGUUUAUUCUCAUAAAUAAUUCAGCUUUAUCCUCUCGAUCUCUCCUCUCUUCUUGCUCGUUCUUAAGAUAAACACUACUCGUCUCCCUUAUCCACAUUCUCCAUCCCAGAACUUGUUUUUCAGGCUUUGAUGGAUCUGGAGACAGAGAACAGAAUAGCUACAAUUCUUCUGAAAGAAGCAGCAGAACUGCGGCGACAAGCUGAGAAGGAAGGUGUGCAUGUUUAUCUUCAAAAACCUCAAGUAAGGGGUCGCCCAAAUUCCCGGUUCCUCACAGCAACUGUUCUUGGAGUGCAGCAAGCAAAUCGAGCUGUGGAAGUCAAUGAGAUGUGGCGAAUACGGCAAAAAGAGCUCGAGCUAGAUGAUAGGCUUAAAGGGAGAUCAAGACAUGAGAAUAGCAGCAGCACAAGUAAGAGGCAUGCUACUGUUGAUGACAACACUGGUGCAUCAUGUUCCUCAAGUAAAAGAAUAUCUGGGAACUGCUAUUCCAAACAAGAUGAAGGUUUAAGGGAUGAUGAGGUUGAGGAAUUUUUGCAUUCGAGGGUCAAGCGGGGUCGAGGUGCAGUAGGUUCAAGGAUGGAUGAAACAGGUCCUUAUCUUUUGCCUUGUACAGAAUCCAAGGAAAAGCCAUCCACCAGCCUGGACUUGAGGGAACAUCGUGUUGUUCUGGGUCCAGAGAAACCCUCAUCAGUAAAGUCUUAUGAAUCUUCUGAGGAGGAGCUUGAUGAAGAUAGGCGGAAGAAGGCAAAGAAGGCUCAGUCGAGGAGUUCAGAUAAGCACUCUAAGAAGCAUAGAAAGAAGGAAAGGUCUAGGGAUAAGAAAAAGAGCAGAAAGGAGAAAAGAAACAAACGCUAACAUACAAAUGGCAACUACGUGGCCAAGUUGAACGUGAUGCUGAAAUUGCAAUAAAUGAGGUCCAUGAGGAUGUGCAACCAUAGAAUUGCCCAAAGUUUCUUAUUCAAAAUUGUACUGAAACUUAGGAAGAAAUGAAUAUUUGCAAGGCUUUUUGCAUUGAUCCACUGUUAAGUCACUGCUCAUUUAAUGCUUAUUGCCCAACAGAAUCAGCUUGUGAUCAA